AUGCACACAGAGGCCGAAGCACAUGCACAACAGUCGGCGACGCACGUUCAGCAGAAAGCAGCGCAACAGGCAGAAGUGGAAGCACAGGGAGAAGCACCACCAUACGAAGUAGAUGUAUCAGAUGAUGGAGUGAAAGCAGAGGUAUCAGCACAACCACUUGCUGCUCCUCUUGAUGCGUCUGCUUCUCAUGCUUCUACAACUGCUCCUCCUCCUACUACCUCUGGUACUCUCCCUCCUGCGGCAAGUGCAGCCUCUCCUGCUGCCAGUGCUGCCCCAUCUACCUCUGCUUCUCCUCCUCCCUCACAACUCCCCAACACCCCUCCCCAACAAACCCCUCCCAAGCAUACUCCCUCCGAAGCUCGCCACCCCGCUCUCAAGGCUCUGGUUGACUUAUGGAAGGAGUUUGAAGUGCUCAUCAAGUCGUCGUCUACUGGCCCUGUAGCAGCAGAGAGGCUUGGAGGGGCGGCUAUAGCAGGACUUAUUGUGUUUCGCAUUUCCUGCCUACCUCUGUCCCAUUCUCGUUCCCAGGUCCGCCAUCCCGCACUGAAAGCGCUGGUGGAUUUCUGGAAGGAGUUUGAAGUGCCCAUCAAGUCGUCCAUAUUCAGCAUGGAUUUUCUCGUUCCAUAG
This is a messenger RNA of Closterium sp. Naga37s-1, 627 nucleotides long. NCBI's taxonomy places the organism in Eukaryota, Viridiplantae, Streptophyta, Zygnematophyceae, Desmidiales, Closteriaceae. The record is from the annotation of a GenBank genome assembly.